GUCUGUUGAAUGGCAGACAAAGUAACUAAACACGGGCUUCGCCAUGUUUAGACAGAUAUUCAGGGCUCGCCGUCUGCCGCCCUCUUCGCCUUUUCGGCGACAGUUCUCAACGAAGGCGAUCUAUUCGUCGUUUCCUGCCACACUGCACUACUAUAGCCCCCAACGAAGCUCGAGUCUGUAUGAACGCAAAGAGAGCGGCAGCCCGCCCGAAGAUAUAUUUGAUGAAGGUGUCACUCUGAAGCACGGCCUAGUAUACCCAGCCGUCGACAAAUCCGUUUCCAAUGGCGCGGUCAUGUUUCCCAAUACCUUCCUGAUGCAGGAGAUUGUACGCAUGUACUUUGAUGAGACGCUUGAUCGCGAGGACGAAGGCAAAAAUGUUGAAACACCCUUCAUCUACACUAUCCCUCGGGGCACACCGGUCCCUAGCCAUCUCAUUCUCAUCAACGAGUAUCUUUGCAGAUUUUCCCUCCAGCCGUCACGCGGCAUACCGCUUGAAUAUUUAAAUCGAUCAUUGGACGAGUUUUAUCUCAAACAUGGCUCUAAGGAAACUGCAGAGUCCUGGCUAGACAGACACCCUUUCCAAGAGGCUGUGCCAGACGAGGCUGACGAUGUGUGGAUGGCUAAAUGAGCGUGAAUCCCGAGCCCGGAGCCGGUAGCCCAGGGCCCGCAUAGCCUAGGAGUGAGUGCCGCCUAGCGCCGAGAGCGCAACUGGAUGGGAGACAUGUUAUGUUUGAAAGAAAGAGCCUCACAAACGGACUAUUUGGAGGGCGUAUCUCCGUUGUCUUGUAGUUCCACUCAAUGUUCCGUGGCCGUAUCUACUUCUGUCCAACUUGGACCG
Messenger RNA from Phialemonium atrogriseum, 838 nucleotides. RefSeq lists its product as uncharacterized. The record is from RefSeq and is a predicted model, not a curated record. NCBI's taxonomy places the organism in Eukaryota, Fungi, Ascomycota, Sordariomycetes, Cephalothecales, Cephalothecaceae. The transcript has 3 exons. The coding region runs from base 44 to 628 and encodes 194 amino acids.